Lytechinus variegatus (green sea urchin) is the source of this 3648-nucleotide messenger RNA. Its product is annotated as TBC domain-containing protein kinase-like protein. The record is from RefSeq and is a predicted model, not a curated record. NCBI's taxonomy places the organism in Eukaryota, Metazoa, Echinodermata, Echinoidea, Temnopleuroida, Toxopneustidae. Gene Ontology annotation, molecular function: GTPase activator activity; protein kinase activity; ATP binding. Gene Ontology annotation, biological process: protein phosphorylation; activation of GTPase activity.
UGUCAGCGAUUCUUGCUGAUCGAGCCAGUCUGGCGUUAAUCGAGUGCUGCAAAUGUCCAACAGAAAAACGCUCACAAGCAAGCAUAAAAUCGAAGAUCUUAGCUUUUAUGACACUGAUGAACAGAGAAAAAUUGUGACUAGUGAUCUUGACUGAGUGUUUGCCAUGCAGCCAAUCGGGGAUGCAGAUAUCGGAGUGUCAACAUUCUAUGCCUCUAGGUAUGCUAAUGACCAGUGUGGAGCAGAUGGCCUCCCGCUCACUCCUAGUUCCAUCAAGAUUCUAGGGCGGUUCCAAGCCCUGAAGGUCCUUCACCACCCAAGACUUUGUCAGUACCUGGAUGCUGUCAGGGGUAAACAUGAACGCUUGAUUAUUGUUGCUGAACAUUACAGCAAUAACCUAGGACUUGAAGCCAAGAAAGAAACUUUCAAGGAUCCAGGUCAAAUUCUUUCUGUUAUUCACGAGACGCUAGAAGGGCUGAGUUUUAUGCACAGUCAUGGCCUAGUUCACCGAGGUCUCAGUCCAUCCAACAUAUUACUAAACCCACAGGGCCGGGUGAAGCUGGCAAAGUAUGGACUCUAUAACAUCACCAACUGUGGAGCUGAUGUACCCUUUCCCAUUGGCCAACCAAGAUACAUGGCACCAGAAGUGCUCGCCCCAGGCCCCAUCGUACCUACCAACGGAGACACGCCCACCACGCCCCUCCCAUCCAAGACCAACAUCUCCUCCGGUCCCAAGGGGGAUGUGUGGUCACUAGGAAUGGUCAUCCUAGAACUGUGCUUGGGUCAGACUCUCUGGCCAGUGGCCACCCUCCCACAGAUAUUGGCCAAGGUGAUGCUGCUGGGGAAACAUGGGGAACAGAAGCACCCUCUGGACACCAUACUCGAUGAGCAUGGGGGGCGGCAGAUGCUUGAGAUGUAUCCUUCUGGUCUGCAGUCAUUUUUGAGAGCAUGUCUGUCAGCGUCUCCUCUAGAAAGACCCAGUACCGCCAAGCUGCUCGAGAGCGAUAUGCUGGUUGGUAUGAAGCCUUCUGAGCUUCUUCCGCCCAGCAGUCUGACCAUGUUCAGAUACCAGGGAUUGAGAUGCAAAGACCUUCAACUGGACACUGACCAGGAUGAUAGCCAGGAAGAGGAUGAGGACCACAUGGCCGAGAGACCAAUGAAAGAGGUUUACUAUCUAUGGACGCUAGCAGGAGGAGACUUGGAAGGAGAACUUAAGAAGAAAGGCUUGCUCAGAAGUCAGCCUCCGCUGUGUGCCCUCGCCAAUAUUGUAACGGAUGAUGGCGAUAUGCACGGCAAGGAGAGAGAUACAAGCUCUCUGAAUGAUGACACGGUAGUCAUAUUAUCCUUGGAGCAGCUGAAGAAAAGGCUAGAAAACAUAGAGGAAGAGGCCUACUAUCCUCUUCUUGGAGAGAAUCCAAAUGAAGGUCUGCCGACAUCUCAAAGCAGUUCUGAUCUCUCCCAAGUAGCUAGUCUUCCACUUGUGAUCAGAGAAAGAGAUAUAGAAUACCAGUUCCACCGUGUGGUGUUGUUUGACCGUCUGUUGAAGGGUUAUCCGUUCACGAUAGGGAGGAUAUGGAAGGAAGCAAGGACUGAUAUUCCUACCAUGUAUAGAGAUGAAACAUGGGCAGCUUUACUGGGGGUUGAGGGCGAUAUUCAAGCAAACUAUGAUGCCAUAGACAAGGAGACCCCUACAGCAAUGGAUAGACAGAUAGAGGUAGAUAUACCAAGAUGUCAUCAGUACAAUGAGCUACUCUCAUCAGACGUGGCACAUAAUAAAUUCAAAAGGAUACUCAAGGCUUGGGUUGUUUCUCAUCCAGAACUCACAUAUUGGCAAGGAUUGGAUUCGCUCUGUGCUCCUUUCCUCUACCUCAAUUUCAACAAUGAAGCAUUAGCCUAUGCUUGCCUGAAGGCCUUCACCAAAUAUCUCUACAAGUUCUUUAUGAAAGACAAUUCUCCAGUAAUCCAAGAAUACCUUGCAGUGUUUUCCCACAUGAUUGCAUUCCAUGAUCCUGAGCUGAGUAAUCACCUGCAAAGUAUAGGUUUCAUCCCUGAACUCUUUGCAAUCCCUUGGUUUCUCACCAUGUUCUCACAUGUGUUUCCCCUUCAUAAGAUCUUCCAUCUAUGGGACACCCUCCUGUUGGGCACAUCGUCUUUCCCUCUGUGUAUAGGAGUAGCAAUUUUACAGCAGCUCAGAGCAAGCUUACUCAUUGCUGGUUUCAAUGAGUGCAUCCUUCUCUUCUCAGACAUGCCUGAGAUUGACAUAGAGAAAUGUGUGAGGGAUUCCAUCCGCAUCUUUUGCAACACUCCCAAGAGCGCCACCUAUAGGAAGUAUGCACACCCGCCCAAGAAGGUAGAUCGGAUAACGGCAACUUCUCAGAUCAAACCAGUCUCGUACUACAGCACAGACUACCAUGAUCAGCCUAGAUCAGAACUGUCAAGAGAAGCCCUUUCGCAGAAAGACCUGAAAGAAGAAGUGGCUCCUCGAAUCUCUGCUGAAGAUCUUCUUGAACUCUGUGACCUUCGUGGCUCCAACUCUUCUCAUAGUCCAACCAAGAAGAAUAAGAACAGCAAGCCAAUCAUCCUCAUCGUUGACAUCCGGUCUAGUGACGACUUCUCAAGAGGACAUAUACCAGCCAGUGUGAACAUUCCAUUCAACUCGGCUUUCUCACCCGAAGGGGACUUGAUUCCCUGUCCUGCAGUGACGCAGCUGUAUAACCACAGGGGCAGGGUGGUGACGGUGGUAGGACACAAGGGAAAGAAUGCACCCAAUUUUGCAAGAGAGCUGGUCAAGCUUGGCUUCAGCAAGGUAUGUGUGAUGCAUGGUGGGAUCGAUUGCCUCCGCUCGACUGGACUCCUCACCGUCUCUUCACCCGACCUUUGACCCGAUCCUGUCUUCGUAGCGCGAACAACUCUCUUCACGGCCUGUGACGGUAAAGCAAUAGUGAGAGAAAUUUGUUGUAUCCAAAAUAUUCAUCAACAAUGACCUCUAUACGUUUGUAUCGUUUACAUGUAUAUGAAAUGAAUUCUGAUAUAUACACAUUAGGUUGAAUUCUGAUAGCCAUUGUUUAUUUAAACCUGGGUUAACUUACACCAUACAUUUAUGGAGUGACAGUUGUCGACUUAUUCACCAAUUAACAGUUACUCCUAUCCUACUGCAAAAAGUUAUUAAUCAAAAAAAUGUUAAUUAAGUCCCGAAAUAUUACAAAUAUCAAAAUGCAGUACUCUAAUUAAUUCCGAUUAAUGUGUAUAUUUUAAUUGCCAUGAAUAUGGAAGCCAUGGAAUACUAUGAAGCCAGCAUUCUAGUUAGACUGGGAUUAAACCUAGGUAUAAUUACCAGUAUACCACCCAUUAUGUAUUAGACACACUAACCAUCGUUAUUUGCAUCAGUAUAGAGAAAUUACACAUCGCAUCAAAAUUAUUCUACUGCAUUGAAAAACCAUUAAUGUGAAAAUGGAUUUUUUUUUUUCUUUACAGAUUUAAAAUGAUACUCCAGGCUGAAAAUGGAAGUGUGUAAUAAAUGAAAUUCAACAAGCAAAAUGCUGAAAAUUUCAUCAAAAUCUGUUCGUUGAGUUAUUGAAUAUUUAAGUUUUGCAUUAUUUUGCUUCCGCGCAUUAGUACGCAAUAGAUGGGCUGAUGAUGUCAUGUCUCCAU